Messenger RNA from Polyodon spathula (Mississippi paddlefish), 7333 nucleotides. Its product is annotated as golgin subfamily B member 1-like. Gene Ontology annotation, biological process: spermatogenesis. The transcript is spliced from 40 exons. The record is from RefSeq and is a predicted model, not a curated record. Lineage: Eukaryota; Metazoa; Chordata; Actinopteri; Acipenseriformes; Polyodontidae. The coding region runs from base 407 to 6604 and encodes 2065 amino acids.
AUAUACAGAAAUCAUAGCCAAUGAGUUCGACAGUUUGGCUAUUAUGUAAGGUCUAAUAACUAAAGGGUGGGAUUUGCUGGUUACCGUUUGGUUGAUUUUUACAGCUGUUUGUUUGUCUGUUGGUCGUUUAACGAAUUCAGCAACUGGUGGAUAUAAGAGUUUAAAGAAAUGUGGUUCUGAUGUGUGAUACAGACUUAUUGCCAUAUACGUUUAACUGUAUUUCAAUUAUAUACAGAUCUGGAUUGUUAAAAGUGUAGAUAUAUUAUUAUUUUUUUUAAUUAAAAUAGUAAUUUUGUUCUUGCAACUUUGCUUAAUUUGCUUUCGUGUAUAUGGUAUAUUGGUAUACUAGACAGUACAUAACUACAAUUAUAGUAAUCCAAAAAAACUUGUACAUACAUAUCGCAUUAUGGCUAGUAAAGAACUGAUGUUCGGAGAGUUUCAGUUGCCAGACUGUAAGCGAGACGGUGAAUCUGCACAAGUGUCUAGAAGCAGGUGCGUGCUUUUGGCAGAUAAAGAGAGCAACAAUUUCCAUGGCCCAGUAACACAUAAUAUGAAACUUCUAUUGAACGAGUUCAAAGGACUUUACGAGGAGAAGCUAAGGCGCCUUGAAGUUGAAUCAAGAGAUGAGAAUAAUGAAGAAGUGCUACGCAUGAAAGUAAGGAUCCUUCAUUCGUAUGUAAAUGAUUUGAGUGACCAAAACCAAGUUCUUGUUCAGACAGUUGAAGAUCUUGAAAAAGAAGCUAAUGAGAAAGUUUCAUAUUUGGAUGCAAAGCUUUUGAGAGCCAAGCAAACACUCAAUAAUUAUAAAACCAUUAUUUCAGAAAAAGAGAAAAUGGCAACAGGGCUGGCAAAAACUAAGGAGUCUUUACAACAUGAGAUAAGUGUUCUCAGCUCAAAGUGGGAAUGCACAGAAAAAGCUGCUGAAUGCCUACGUAGUGAGAAUUUGGACAUGAAGAUUGACAUUGCCACUCUUAUAGGAGCCAUGCAACAAGGGAGAAUAAUGCAGAAACUUGAUUUCUCCUCACUUACCCUAAGGACCGUUCCGAUUGAGUAUGUUGCGGGACCAACUGAUUGUCACUCAGACUCAGAAAUUCCUAAACCAGAAGCUAUUCUGAAUAAGCAUAUUGACAACCUAAAGUCCCAACUGGAUGCCAGGGACAGGGCUAUACAAGGUCUAAAAGAUGAACUAGAGAAAGCUUUGUAUGAAAGAGAUAAGAGUAUGGAUGAGGCUUCAGAAAGGAAUGAUGCACUCUCUGUGUUGCAAAGCAAGCUGCAAGCGCUACAGAAGUCUGAAUUAGCAAAAGUUGGACAGAUUGCAGAUAAAGAUAUCAUAAUUACAAAACUUCGUACAGAGUUGCAGUUUGCCCAGCAGGAUGGAAAUGCUAUUCAGAAUGAGCAGAAAAAGGUUAGUGAGUUACAGAAGGCAAUCGGAAAGCUAAAAGAAGAGAUGGCAGAAAAGGAUGCAGAUAACACUGUUUUUUUCAAGUCAAGCAAAAUUCUUGAAAAAAAAUCAGUGAUGCUGACAACAGAGCUUCAGAAAAGAGGAGACGAGCUACAGAGACAGCAGAAAGAAGUACUUUCCCUGCAACAGAAAAAAGAUGGACUCUUUGCUGAGUUUCAAACUCAGGAGCGCAGGAUUUUCCAGCUUCAGGAAUCACUGCAAAGUAGGGAUGUUGAGGCUGAGCAUUGGAAGGCUCAAAUCGCACAGCUGCAGAGUGAGCUGGAAGCUACCCGUAACUUAUAUAAGCAGGCCGCAUGUCAGCUUGAAGACCUAAAGCUUACCGUUCAGCAGCAGGGGCAGUCUUCACAGGACAAUCAGAAUAUGCUUACUGCUGAAUCUGCCCACUGGCAUGAUGCUUUUGUGGCUCUUAAAUCAGAUUUCAUAGAACUUGAAAAGAAGCAUCUUCAAGCUUUAGCUGAGAUCAACUACAAAGAGGAAGCGACAAAGAAACUCAAUGCAGAAUUUAUGAAAGCAACGGCCAAGCUGGAUGAUACCAAACAUGAGCUAGAGGGGGUGCAGGCAGAGCUUGUCGAAGCCAGUCGUGAGCGGGAUGCAUUACAGAUUGAGAUACAAACCAAAGUGGCCAUGGUGACAAAGAGUCUAACAGAAGAAUGUUCAAGAAAAACACAGGAGCAACAGCUGAAACUAAGGCAGAUAAAUGAGGAUCUGACUGGUUGUAAAGAGAGGUACACUUCUGCAAAAGAAGAGAUUUCUGCGCUCGAUCAAGCUAUUGUUGAUAAAAAUGAAGAGUUACAGCAACUUCAGCUUAAAUAUCAAGAGUCUCUAGAAGACAAUGGCCGGCUACAGACAAGGCUGGAAGCUCUAACUGUAACUGCUCAAAGUGAGCAGGAAGUUCUCAACAAUGAGAUAUGUUGUACUGAAGAUAUAAUCCAUAAACUGAGGAUGCAGCAGUUUGAGUAUGAUGAGAAGAUGACAUUAGCUGAGGGAAAGAUCCAUCAGCAGGACCAAAUGCUUGUAGAAUUGCAAAAGAAGUACCGGGUUGCAGUGGAUGAUGUUGAAAAAAAGGAUCAGUUAAUAUGCUACUUAGAGAAGCAGCUUGAACAAACUCAGCUGUCUGAUAAGGAAGCAGUAUUGGAGGUGAAUGAACGUGGAGAAACAAUAAGACAUUUACAACUAGAUAUGAACUCCUUGAAGGCAACACAAGAUUCUUUGAAGAGGACAGUGGCACUUAAAGAGCAUCUUAACAAUGAACUAUAUCAACAGUGUGAUAACAUGAAGCAAAUGCUUGAGGAAAUGCAAUAUAAGUUAAAGAACAGUGAAGAGCAAGUUAAUACCCUGGGUUUAGAAGUUGGCCUGCUGAAGUCCAGAUUACAGGAAAAGACAGAAAAAUCUCAGCAGCUGGAAGAUCAAAUUCUGAAACAGCAGGAGGCUCUAAGUAGGGCAAGUGAAACUCUGAAAGAUACAAGGAAAGCGGCUGGUAAUAAGAUACAUAAGAAAGAAAACAAACUUGGAAUACUGCAGAAGGAAUUAUUAGAAGCUCAAAACCAAUACACUGCAUGCUAUAAUGAGUUGCUCCAUAGGGAAAAUCUUACGCAGAAGCUGAAGGACGAGACUGUGCAGCUGACAGACCAAAUAAAGGCGCAAUCCCAGGACAUUAACAAGCUGAACAGUGAAAAGAAAAAACUUGAGCUGGAGUUGGCGGUUGUCAUGGAGAAACACAGAACGGCACAACAAGAGGUGAACAACAGAGAGCAAACCAUUUUGCAGCUAAAGACCAAUCUAAAAACUAUGGAGGAGAAAUACUUAGGCUCACAGGAAGAGCUGGGCCUUCAUGAGACUGAGGUCACCAGACUUAAUCAGAAGCUGAAAUGCCUGCAGAGUGAAGUACGUGAGCUGUGGGAUAAAUGUAGUGAAUGGGAGGAUCGUAUGAACCAAGCAGAAAAGGAGAACCAGCAACUCCAGCAUGAAAAUAAUAUAUAUGCACAGCAGAUUCAGAAUCAUAUUAAGACUAUUGAACAGCUGAACUCUGACCUUGAUGUCACAAAACAGUCUCACACUACUGAUUUGGAACGCUGGAACCAAAAAACAUCCCUUCUACAAAAACAACUGGAUUUAGCAAAUGAAGAGCAACAGGAAGCUAACAAUAAGGUGCAUGAGUCCAAAACUUCAGCAGCAAAGCUAAAAGAACAGCUGGAUAAAACAGAGCAGUUACUUGAGGAAGCUAUUGAAAAGGUUGAGCAAUAUGAAGCAUCGCUUAAAAAACAAAACUUAGAAAUUGCACAUUUGAGACAAUAUGCUGAAGACCUCCAAAAAAAAGUGGAUGCAAGCAACAACUUGACAAAGGCCUGUGAAUCAACUGCAGAUCUCUUCAAACACAAAUAUCAAUCUUGUAUGGAGAAAGUACAGGAACUAGAGGCACAUGUACAGAGUCUGGAGGAAGAAAUACAAAAUUAUAAUAACCAGAUCCAUGGAGUCAAUGAAACAGUCCACAACUUGAAAGCUGAAAUACUGAGCCUGCAACAUCGGUAUGAUGAAAAGUGUAAUCAGAUGGAGAAUUCGGAAGAGGCAAUUGACCAACUUACAGAAGAGUUACAGACAGCUCAGGAAAAUGUAAAGAACAGCAAUGAUCGUGUCUGUGACUGCGAAAGACUAAUACAGGAAUUAAAGGAAGAAGUGGAGCAUUUACACAAAGAGAUGUCAGAUCAAGAGAAUACAAUCCUUCGGCUUCAGUCUGAUUUAACAUCGUACCAAUCCAGUCAUGGUCAUUCCAAUGAGGAGUUUGAAGCCCAGCGUUCUCAUAUUGAACACCUGCAAAGGGAACUUGAAUCGGUGAGAAAACAAUGCCACGAAAAGACAGAGGAAUGUGAGAGAACCAUGCCGCAACUGAAGGCUGAAUCAGUUAGAGCGGCUGAACUUCAGAAAAAGUAUGCUCGUGAGAUUGAAAAACUUGAAUGUACACUGCAGUCUCUGCAUCUGGAUGUAGCUGCUUCUCAUCAGGACCACAAGUUGGCAAUUGUGCGGCUUGAACAAGAAAUUAAGCAACUUGAAUCAGACCUUACAGAAGCUAAAAAUGCAUGUUCCCAAAAGGAUCAAGCUAUACGCAAGAGAGAUGACCUUCUGAAAAAGUCAGAGAGCGACCUUCUUCAGGCAAGUGAAAGUAUCAAAAGCAAAGUGUCCGAGAUAGAACACCUUGAUAGUGUGGUCAAGAACUUCAAAGCCGAUAUCCAGGGUAUGCAGAAAGACAAAAGGCAAAAAGAACAGGAAAACAUAACUUUAAAGACUGAGAUCCAUCAGCUUAACCAGGAGCUGCAAGAGGUUCAUAAGCAGUAUAGAGAGACAGCUGAGAAGUUUCUUUUAAUGGAAUCCAGCUUAAAAGCAACACAAGAACAGCUAACUGAGAGAGUGGCAGAAACCGUUCGCCAGGAGCAGAUGACUCGAAAGCUGCAGACUGAGCUUAAGACCAUGAAAGAACGUGUUUCAACUGCAGAAGAAGAAGUAACUGAGUACAAGCAAGUGGUUGAAACACUUAAAAUGGAUCUAAACACAGUAAAGAACAACCACCAGCAAGCUCUUCAGGAAACGGUGAAAUACCAGCAGACAAGUCAUAAAAUGGAGGUGGAGAUCACUAGUGCAAGAGAUCAAGUGAGGACCUUAAAACAGCAGCUCCAGCAACAAGAGGAGCUAGUGAGGUGUUUGAGGGAAGAGCUUGAUCAGGAACAAAACCGAUAUCAGGAUCAGCAAAAACAGCUCAACAGAUUAAAACUUCACAUUACUGAGAUGGAAACAGAGGUGGAACAGUUAAGAAUAAGACAGAAAAAUGAUACUCACACGGUGAACCGUUAUGAAGAGACAUUGGCAAAACAGCGUGCAGAGCUGAAAGAGGCCAUAGAAUCAUACAAAAUGUGCAACAGAAAUCUUAUGGCUGCAGAACAAAAUAUUCAUGAACUUAAAUUAGAGAUAUCCCUGAUAAAGGCAAGCCACAAAGAAGCUGAGGACAAGUUGAAUGAAAGUCUCAAAUUGGUGGCUAUUCUUAAUACAAACCUCACCAACACUCAACAGGAAAAUGAAAAAUUAAAAGAAGACAUUUUUGCUAAUGAAAUGAAGAUGAAACAUCUUAAUUCAGAAGUUAAGAAAGUGAAUGAACUCCAUAAACAGACAGAAGUAGAGGCAGAGAAUCUGAGAAGUGGUCAGAUUAUUUUAAAACAAAAAUGGGAUGCCUCAAAGACAGAGCUGGAAACUGUGCACCAGGCUCUGGAAGCUUCAAGAAUGGACAACAGUCGCCUCCGUCAGGAAAGUGAGUUAGUGGUUGCAAAUGUGAAUCGCUGGAUCAAAGAACAAAAAAUCGCCAGUGAUAACUUGGGUGCAAAGAUAAAGGAACAAAACAAACUCCUGGCCAUUGUCAGUGCUGAAAAAGAUCAUUUGGAAGAAACCAAAGAAGCCCUGGAAAGUGAACUUAAGAACUUGAAAGCUGAAAUGGAAGAAAAUAAAGUAGAAAAGGAACGUCUGAAGACACAACAGAAUCAUUCUGCUAGUCAGCAAGUACUUCUUAAUCAGCUUCGAGAUCGUCUUGAAUUACAGCAGCGUGAACAGGAGAGCAUCAUGGCACAGAAGCUGUCCACUGUUGAAGAAAUGCACAGCCGGUUAAAGACCAAUAUUGAAUCAAUUCACCUGCUUAAUCAACAGCUUAACACGCUGAGUAAAGAGAAUUUACAUCAGAGGAAACUAUUGGAGAAAGAACAAGCUAAACGUAAACAGCUUGAGCGGCAGUUAAAGACCAGUGAUCAGAUCUCUUUCUCCCCUAGGGCCCCACUAGAAACGAGACAAGAGCAGGAACAUCAUCUUAGCCAGCUUGAGCCCCCCUAUCAGGAGGCAAGGUCCUCUGACCCAGAUGCCAUUUCACAUUUAUACCAUGUGCUUGAAAAAGAGCCCUUCAGGGCCUCUGAAAGAGAAAGAACAGAAACUUUAACAAGAAGAGAUCUUGAAGAACCGUGGAUAAGAGACUCACCAGAUAAAUCAUACUGGAUCCAGCGAGUUGGAGAGCUCUCUGCACAGCUGCAAGAAAGCACUGAAUACUGGUCAGAAAAAAUGAACGAGCUAACCAUGGAAAUAGAACAAGCACAUGCUGGUUCAGCAAAGAAAUAAACCAUUCUGUCAGCAAGAACAUAAUAUGAUGUACAUUUUGUAAAUUUAUUUUUUUGAGCCAAUAAAAUAAUUAACCAAAAGAUUAAAAGGACAAUAAAAAGCAGUUAGCUCAUUUAUUAGCAAAUAUAUUAUGAACAUCAUUCCAAAACACUUUCCUCAGGAUUCCUACACAACUAAAAACAAUUACAUUAAAACUAUUUUAAGAGAAAGGGAUCCAAUGAGCCAGCAAUGCACACAACUGCUUAUUUUUAUACACAUGCAUUGAGGGAAAAAAAUAAAAUGUAUUGUCAAUUAUUUUUUGCUUCCUCAUCAAAGAAGCAGUCAAAGAGCCUAUCCUCAUUGAAAAGCCUGAUAUAAUUCAAUCAUUUUCUGUUGUGUUUUUUUUGUUGUUGUUUUUUUUAAUUUCAAAUUUCCCAAUACAAUUUAUUCUCCAUUUUAAAAAAAAUUAAAAAUCUUGUUGUAUAUGUGUGCUUAGUUUGAAAUAUGGUUUUAAAAAAGUAUGUUUAUCAGUGUAGUCAUUGGUCAGCAGCAUCUGUUAUUAUUAUUAUUAUUAUUAUUAUUAUUAUUAUUAUUAUUAUUAUUAUUAUUAUAUAUAUAUUACCGUGCCCAUAUGGAGUCUACAGGAAAUUAGCUGUCAUCCUUAUCCAGCGAUCCCAUGUUCUCAUAAAUAAAAAAAGGAAUGAAUCACCUUGUACUGUAUGUUUGUCGUGCAUGCUGAUAAUGCCAUUU